Molecule: messenger RNA, 1275 nt
Organism: Halichondria panicea
Lineage: Eukaryota; Metazoa; Porifera; Demospongiae; Suberitida; Halichondriidae
Exons: 4
Coding region: 1-1233 (410 amino acids)
Source: RefSeq, a predicted model, not a curated record
AUGGAUCAACGAGAUGGUGUUGACGCUAUAGAAGAUAGAGGAGAUGCUGACCAAUUGAGUGGAGAGGAGACUGAAAAUGAAGAAGACGGAGAAGACAUGGAUGGAAUUCUCCGAAGGUUGAUGGAAAUUCGUGACCGCUGUCACCUCAAUGCCAAGGAGAACAUUGCUGCUGCACAGCAAAAACAGAAGCAGCAGUAUGACAACAAGCAUAACUCUUUGAAGCCUGAUGCACCCUCUCAAAAGCCUGACCUACCCUCUCAAAAGCCUGAUAUACCCUCUCAAAAGCCUGAUGCACCCUUUCAAAAGCCUGACCUACCCUCUCAAAAGCCUGAUGUACCCUCUCAAAAGCCUGAUGUACCCUCUCAAAAACCUGACCUACCCUCUCAAAAGCCUGACCUACCCUCUCAAAAGCAAGAUAAGCGUGAUAAGCGUCCUCUUGACACAAAAGAUCCUUGCAAGUCACCUCCUAGGAAGAAACAAAAGAGUCAGGGAACGAUGUGGCUGAAGACCCUAGAUCUAAACCUCUUUGACAAACAAGUGUUGAGUGCAAUAGGUGGUAUGCUCUCCGACAAGCAUAUGCGUGCAGCCCACCAGUUAUUAUCGAUGCAAUUCCUUAAGUUUGAAGGCUGCUAUAAUACUCUCUUGGCCCAAUUAAAGGCAUUUCCACCAGUUUCCAAUAAUCAAGGCCCAGCUGUGCAAAUCUUCUUUGUUGAAGAACGACAGCACUGGAUUGCCACUUCUCUGUUUAAGGGUGAACUGUAUUUAUACGACAGCUGCUUCAAUGGAACGCUUUCCCCAAGUACUGAGCUCCAGAUAGCACAAGUGUAUAGCCCAUUAAUUCAAUGCAAUGGGCUGUUGAUUUCUGUGGUGGCUCUCCAGCAGCAAGAGGGUGCUAACAACUGCGGACUAUUUAGCAUUGCUGCUGCAUAUCACGCUGCUAUGAACGAUAAUGUGGAUUCUCUAGUGUUUGAUGAGGCCAAAAUGAGAGCACAUCUCAUUAAGUGCUUUGAGAAGGGCAAACUCUCACGGUUCCCUCGCACAAAGAAAGCGAUGCCCAAAAGACCAACACCACAAACCAUUGCCAUUACAAUAUACUGCAUGUGCAAGAGACCGGACUCUUUUGAGGAUAUGGUCAUGUGUGACAAAUGUAGUGAGUGGUAUCACUAUCGCUGUGCCAAAAUUCGCAAAGAACCAGUAGGUAAUUGGUUUUGUUCUGGUUGCAUCACUUUAUGAUUUGUGCACUUUUGGUUAUAUUUAUUGUACUUCUUUCUCUUG